AUGUCCUCAAAAAAAGCUUUGGUUGAGCACAUUGAUGCCCACCGGGGGCGCGGUCUUGUGGCGAAGGCGGACUUUAAUGAAGGUGACUCUAUUCUUCUUGCACCGUAUGAUAUUGCCGUGCUGUAUAGCCCCUUUGUGCGCAACACGUGCUAUCGCUGUUUUGAGCCCGUUGUGGAACUCCGAAAAGAGGAGGAUGCAGAGGCUGCGGCAAAUACAGAAGGAGAAGUAAAUAAGGAGGAAAUGUGUUACGAAUGUUCUUCCUGCAAGCAUCUUGCAUUGUGCUCCAGUUGCGUGAAGGAUUUGGUUGCGGAGGCGUGUGGGCUGUCUGGCGGGGCUGUGCCCGCCGCAUCGUUGAGAGACAAUGGGCGUGAAGGAGCUAUGCUGCACACGCAUCCCCUUCUAGAGGCGCAUAAACUGGCCUGCGCUUGGUUUUGCACGCUCCCUGAUUCCGUGCGGGCGGGUGAUACGGACUACCUGCGUUUUGCAUUGCAGUACGGCUCGCGUGAAGUUCUUGGUGACACCCGACUUUUGCUCGCCGUCAAAAAGUUGUGCACUAAUACGGUCCAGCAGUUUACGGAGACGCACCGAUUUUGCGAAUCCUUUGCGAAACUUGUUGUGGAAACGUUUGCCCCACAGGGAUACCGCGUGGAUAUGGAGCACCUGCGCGACGUCCUCCUCCGCACCAAGAGCAACAGUAUUGGCUACCCCUUUAAUGAGGAGACGACACUCGGCUGGUCACUACAGGAGGAGUUUUGCAUGAUUAACCACAGUUGCGUCCCCAAUGCGGCGGUUGUGCGCCCGAAACGCACAACAACGGCGGGGGCGUGUUCGAUGGAGCUUGUGGCGCGACGCCCCAUUAAGGCAGGGGAAGAGAUUACAAUUGCAUACGUCGACGUUGAAAGCUACACAAGCGACGUAAAGACGAGACGCCGACAUCUGAUGGAGGGUUACGGGUUUCUCUGCCGCUGCCCAAAGUGUGAGCCUGACACCGCCCCUGCGGCACCCACAACCGCGCAUGAAUAA
This is a messenger RNA of Trypanosoma rangeli, 1023 nucleotides long. Its product is annotated as histone-lysine N-methyltransferase ASHR2. The record is from RefSeq and is a predicted model, not a curated record. Bases 1 to 1023 code for a protein of 340 amino acids. Gene Ontology annotation, molecular function: protein binding. NCBI's taxonomy places the organism in Eukaryota, Euglenozoa, Kinetoplastea, Trypanosomatida, Trypanosomatidae. The transcript has a single exon.